Exserohilum turcica Et28A is the source of this 1839-nucleotide messenger RNA. RefSeq lists its product as uncharacterized. NCBI's taxonomy places the organism in Eukaryota, Fungi, Ascomycota, Dothideomycetes, Pleosporales, Pleosporaceae. The record is from RefSeq and is a predicted model, not a curated record. The transcript has 2 exons. The coding region runs from base 38 to 1642 and encodes 534 amino acids.
GCCAUGUUCCCGGCGCACAACGCACCAGACGUCCAGCAUGUCGUCGGCCAGCGCCCCGCAGCCCUCGCCACCCGGUAAUCCGAAGCCAAUAGACCCGAUACUGCGAAAUGCGCUCCGCUACACCAUCUCGGCAAAGGAAUAUCAGUUGCUGCACCAGUACCUCCUUUCGCGCGCGCCCGUCGUGAAGAAGCGCAGCAUACACCCCAAGCGCUACGACGCCAUUGUCCAAGGACGAGACGAUUACAAUGUCGCCGCCUUCCGUGCCGCGUUGCGCUUGGGCAUCGUGACGCUGUCGGGGCUGAAGGCUUGGGAAGUCAUCAAGACGCGGCUGUUAUCGCCAGGGACCGCAAAGAGGAAACAAGCCCAUAUACCCCUCUGGAAGUCACCCAACGUGCGUCUCAGCAGCUCGCUCGCCCUGAUACUCCUUUUCCAUCGGCUGCUCCGACGUGUCUUUGUGCGCAUCCGCGAGAGCCUUCUCAGCAAUGAAGCGCGCUCCUUUCGGCGGCGGAACCCCCGUAUAUCCCGAUCGUUGACGUCCAGACUCGCGCCGGCGAUUGGAUCCAGCUUAGCAGGCUUCUUCCUCGCCGUGUAUCCCGGCGACCAACUGCGCAUUACAAUGGCCAUCUACGUAAUGACGCGCGCCCUGGAAUUCGCUUACAACUACCUCGAAGAACAGGGCUACAUGAAGAACAGGCCCAGCUGGUUCGGCUCGUGGAUGAUUAUGCCUGUCGCAUGCGGUCAACUCCUCCAUGCAUUCGUCUUUGACCGCGACUGUUUCCCCUCGGGUUUCGGCAAGCACAUUCUCGACAACUCGCCGGAAUACAUCCAGAAGCGGCCUGUUGACUAUCCCAGCACCGCGCCAUGGCCAGGCACCUUUGCCAUUGCAGACAACCUAGCGGAAAUCUCGCGCCAGCGCUGGCCCCCUUUUGUCUCGCCCAUCCUCUUCCCCGCCGCAGAGACGCUCCCAAAACGCCUCGCCAGCAUCUCGCCCAUCACGUCGCCCGCCCACCCAGCCAUCAAAUCGCUCUCGUGCGCGCUGCUGCACCCGCAAGACCCCUCGUGCCUCCGCACAUACAUCCAGUACUGGAUCCAGGCAUUCCCCAAAGUCGCGCGCCUCUUCACCCUCUUCUUCGCGGCCCUCAGCCUGCGCCGCUACAAGGAGUUCCUCGCGUCCCCCAUCGCAGCCCUCAACUCGCUCGCCAAACGCAUCCUCCGCAUGUCGCUCUUCCUCUCCGGCGCAAUCGGCACCAGCUGGGGCUCCAUCUGCCUCUUCCAAUCCAUGCUGCCCCGCACCUUUCUCGCGACGCAGCGCUGGUUCCUCAGCGGCGUGCUCGGUGGCCUGUGGGGCUUUCUCGCGCGCCGCAACGGCCGAGCAAAUUUCCUCUACACGGCACGCAUGUCGCUGGAUUCCCUGUGGAAAGUCGGUGUCAAGCAUGGCUGGUGGGUUGGUCUUCCCAACGGCGACGUUUUCCUUUUCGUCGCCAGCUUGGCCCUCGUUAAUGCCCUGUAUGAGGUUGAGCCUCGCGCUAUCAAUAGCGGCGUUGUGAGAAAGGGUCUUGGCGUCCUCAGAGGUGAGGGCUGGGUCGAUAGAGCCGUUUUGCUAAACGAGCACGUGGUCACAGGCAAGGAGAGAGAAGAGUAAUUCGGAUUUUUUUUUAUUUACUUGGCCGGUUCAACAGUUUCGCUUUCUAGCACUUGUGCGUGUAUUACAUUUUGGUUAUGCCCAUGAUGGGUGAUGAAGGGCAUGUUAUAUGUAGCAUAUCAUAGCAUAGUAUCGCGUAGCGGAGCAGAGAAGAGAAGAGUAGAGUAGAGUAGAGUACCAGAGAAACAGCAAAUUAA